AUGCUAAUCUUCAAUCAUUCCAGCUUCAUGACCUUCACUCUGAUGGGAAUACCUGGCUUAGAGUCACAGCACUUGUGGCUAUCUGUCCCUUUCUCCUCCAUGUUUUUGGUUAUCCUCAUUGGCAAUGGUACUAUCCUCUUCCUGGUGGCCACACAGCCCACACUUCACACACCUAUGUACCAGCUUCUGGCCCUGCUGAUGGUGGUUGAUCUCGUAUCUACUCUGACUCUGGUGCCCAAGCUGCUCUGCCUCUUCUGGUUCAAUGAUCGAGACAUAGCUGCUGGUGCCUGUUUCACCCAGAUGUUUUUCAUCCAUGGAGCAUCCGUGGUACGAUCAGCCCUUCUCGUUGCAAUGGCCUUUGACCGCUACGUGGCUGUGUGUGAGCCAUUACGCUACAACACAAUUCUGAGCCAUGCUCUCGUCAGACGCCUGGGACUGGCCGCUCUAGCCAAAGGUGUGCUUCUCAUCCUGCCUAUGCCUCUCCUGCUUCAAAGGCUGACUUUCUGUCACAUGGCCAUUCCUCACACCUACUGUGAUCACAUGGCUGUGGUGAAAAUGGCCUGUCACUGCACCAGACCCAAUCGGAUCUACGGGCUCUUUGUGAUCUUGCUCGUAGUGGGACUUGACUUACUACUCAUUGGCCUCUCUUACACUCUCAUUCUGCAGUCUGUGUUGCGCCUCAACUCCCAAGAUGCUACCUGGAAAGCUCUCAACACCUGCUCAGCCCACCUCUUUGUCAUCCUUGUCACUUAUGUGCCCGCACUCUUUUCCUCUAUCACUCACCGCAUUGGUCGCAAUAUCCCGCCUCAUGCCCAUAUUCUUCUUGCCAAUCUUUACCUUCUCCUACCUUCAUUGCUGAACCCCAUUAUCUACGGUAUAAAGACGAAGGAAAUACGUGACAAAGUGACCAAGUAUAUGUGCAGAGGAACUCCAUAG
Lepus europaeus (European hare) is the source of this 936-nucleotide messenger RNA. RefSeq names its product olfactory receptor 52P1-like. Gene Ontology annotation, biological process: G protein-coupled receptor signaling pathway. Gene Ontology annotation, cellular component: membrane. The transcript has a single exon. The coding region runs from base 1 to 936 and encodes 311 amino acids. NCBI's taxonomy places the organism in Eukaryota, Metazoa, Chordata, Mammalia, Lagomorpha, Leporidae. The record is from RefSeq and is a predicted model, not a curated record. Gene Ontology annotation, molecular function: G protein-coupled receptor activity; olfactory receptor activity.